Molecule: messenger RNA, 2103 nt
Organism: Schistosoma spindalis
Lineage: Eukaryota; Metazoa; Platyhelminthes; Trematoda; Strigeidida; Schistosomatidae
Source: the annotation of a GenBank genome assembly
AUCCGUUCACGAUCGUUCGAACCAUUUUGAAAUUUCUAGAAUGGCAGAAACUCGGGAUCAUUCUUCUUAUUCUGAUCCAAGCAUUUAUACAACGGAUAAAUUAGAAAUUGAUUGGAAAAUAAAUUUCAACGCACAAACCAUCAGUGGUUCAGUCAAUAUCUUCUUGAAGAAAGUUUGCCCAGACAACCUUAAUCCAAACAUUCUUCUUGAUACAAGGAACCUAAAAAUUCAUUCAGUGCACGUAAAUUCGGAACCAGUGAAAUGGAAUUUAAAACCCAUUACUGUCCAAGCUUUUGGAUCUUGUUUGGAAAUAAUACCAAAUACAGCUUCAAAUAGGUACGAUGUCAAAAUCGACUACGAAACUUCUCCAGAUUCUUCUGCUCUCCAGUGGCUAGGACCACAGCUUACUGCUGAUCGCCGUCAACCGUUCAUGUUCAGUCAAUGUCAAGCUAUUCAUGCUCGUAGUCUUCUACCUUGUCAAGAUACUCCAACUUCAAAGUUUCCUUUCGAAGCUAAGGUAACUGCUCCAAAGGAAACCGUUGUCAUCAUGGGUGCCAAACGAAUUGCGGAGCCAAUUUUGACCGACGAUAAACACAUUACUUACCACUUCAAACAGAGUGUUCCGAUCCCCAGCUAUCUGAUCGCUAUUGCUUGUGGGGAUCUAGCUAGCAGAAAAAUUGGUCCACGUUCGUCUGUAUGGGCUGAACCCAGUAUAGUUGACAAAGCAGCUUAUGAAUUCGGUGAAACAGAACAAAUGAUUUUGGCAGCUGAAAAUAUCUGUGGACCUUAUGUGUGGGAUAUAUAUGAUAUCUUAGUGCUACCGCCGACAUUCCCCUAUGGUGGAAUGGAAAAUCCAUGUUUAACAUUUGUUUCACCAACUUUAUUGGCUGGUGAUCGAUCAUUAGCUAAUGUAAUCGCUCAUGAGAUUGCUCAUUCAUGGACUGGUAAUUUAGUAACAAAUUCAAAUUGGGAGGAUUUUUGGUUAAACGAAGGACAUACUGUGUAUUUGGAACGCUUAAUUGAAGAACACAUUCAUGGGUCGCAUAUGAGACACCUUCAUUUAAGUUUAGGCUACAAGGAACUGUUGGAAGAAAUCAAAAAGCUUGGCGCAUCGAAUCCAAUGACAAAGCUGAUUGUAGACUUGAAAGGUAUUGAUCCAGACGAAGCUUAUAGUCGAAUUCCAUAUGAAAAAGGAUCUCUUUUACUCUACUACUUAGAGACUUUAUACGGAAAAGAAUCUAUGCUGAAUUGGUUAAAAGCUUAUGUGAAACAGUUUUCUGGAAAAUCACUUGAUUCAAAUACUUGGUUGAAAUUUUUAACAAGUCGACUAGGUUCCGAUGUACUUAACCCGAAACAUCAGUUGGAUGCUUGGAUGCAUAGUCCAGGUUUACCCCCAUGGAUACCAAAGUUUGAUGCUGAUGAGUUACUUUCAGAAUGUGACAGUAUGCAAAAAUUACUUACUUCAUCUGAUCUUUGUUCAAAUGUUACUGAAAUGCAAAGUUUGACGCAACUGUGGAAUAAAAUGUCACAUGUACAACGUGAAUUAACUUUGCGCCAUGUUGUCGACUCUGAACCAAUAAAUGUUAAUAAUUUAUGCAAAAUUGAUGAAUUAUUACAGUUAUCUAAACAGAAAAAUGCUGAGAUACGAGUACAGUGGUGUUUAAUUUGCAUUGGUUCCCGUUAUUCACCCGCAUUGGGUCACAUUUUUGAAUUUUUAAACAGUCAGGGUCGUAUGAAGUACACUCGCACCAUAUAUCGCGCUUUAAACGAAUGGCCAGAAGCUAAAGAACUAACAAUAAAAAAUUUCUAUGAACAACGUCCAUUUAUGCAUCAAACAACUGCAAUGCUGGUUGAAAGGGAUUUAAAUCUUCAUGAAAAUGGGGAAACUGUAUCUACUACUUAAAUUCAGAUAAAUUUACAGAUAACAUGUAUAAACUUUGAUGUGCGUUAUAAUUGAUAUUGUUGUUGUAUACCGAUUCAAUAUAUCAUUUCGAUGUUAUGGUAAUAAAUUAUUUCGUUUGGGUUUAUUUUUCAUACAAUAUAAAAUUCUGUUUUUCCAUCAGAAUUAAGUAAUAAGUAUAUAAAAUAAAUUUAUUGUUGUUG